Chlamydomonas reinhardtii is the source of this 1031-nucleotide messenger RNA. RefSeq lists its product as uncharacterized. The record is from RefSeq and is a predicted model, not a curated record. NCBI's taxonomy places the organism in Eukaryota, Viridiplantae, Chlorophyta, Chlorophyceae, Chlamydomonadales, Chlamydomonadaceae. The transcript is spliced from 2 exons. Gene Ontology annotation, cellular component: mitochondrial large ribosomal subunit. Bases 147 to 494 code for a protein of 115 amino acids.
CUUGUGCAAUAAUCUGCAUCGAAAGCCAUAUCUCGUAUCACCGCCGCUCAUUCAUUUGCAACCUGGCGACGACACGCAUCAAUCCUUCUCCAACGCCGUGCCUUUAGCUGCGAUACUGCUGCUUACAGCAGCGCUAGGCCGCCCAGAUGCUUAAACACUUAAAGAAGGUGUUCGUGUCCUUCACGCCCGGCGACUUGAGAGCGGCAUCAGCACGAGAGCUGCUCCAAAGGGCCAGCAGUAACGCAGCAAAGAAGAGCAACCCCGCAUGCGUGGUGGAGUUCAACGUGGACGAGCAGGGGCUGUCGGGGCGCGCCUACGUUGACCUGACGUUCGCUGACAACGAGUCGCGGCGGGUGCAGACGGCAGAGAUGAGCGUGGAGGACAUUGCGCGGCUCAUAGAGCAGAAGGCGGGCGAGAUGGAGAUGCGCACAGUCAUGAAGGAGGUGGGCUACGACCCAUGGGCGCAGGCCAACCGGCUGCCGUCGCGGCGGUGACAAAGGGCGGCUGCCGUGGCAGGACAGGGAUGGUGGUGCAACAGUUUAUGGAGUAGGUUAUAGUACUGUGUGUUUGGGUUGAGUCCCCGAAGCGAAGCGACCCAGUGUCAGUGGGUGAGCGAUGUGACGGCUGUUUGGAUGUGUGUGGCCUUUGGGUCGAGCGGGCAUGGCAGUUGAACUCGAACACGACCUUCCGGGCUGGGACUGUAUGGAUGCGGAUUACAAGUGAACGGACUGUAUGAUGUGGUGUGGGCUCAGUCCAGUUUUUGGAAGGAGUUUUUUGGCGGGAUGCGGGCGUAUGCAUCGCGUUUUUGCGGCUGAGUUUCCUUUGGCAAGAGUCCGGGGACUGUUGGUGAAGCCAAAUAGGGUACUCUAACGCAUCAGUCCAUGAGGUCAUGACGUCGUAUGCCUUCAGUGGAGUGCAAUAAGCCCAGGGUUGGGUAAACCGGGGCGCUUCCGGAUUGUCCUGCGCGUGCCGGCAGUUAGCGCAGAGCUUCCAGCUCCCGUGAGACCACGAAAUUGUAAUCCGGCUUUCCA